AUGGAGAGCCCCGCGGCCACCUUCACUUUGGCCUACGUGGCGGCGGGGUGCUUCGUCUUCCCCCCGAACGAGUUCCACGCGGCCGUGAAGGUGCAGAACCUGUGGGCGGCUGUGCUGGGCAGCGAGGACGCCCGCCUUCGUCCAGUACCACCUCGCCGGGGAACAGGCACCCUCUGUCAUUUUCCGGCCCUUUCAGGCUAUUAUAUCGGCAUGUGUUUUGCAGCACCUGAGAAACAACUGUGCAGUUUUUACCAGAUUCCUGAAGGUUGGAAAGUUUUUCUUCCUCUUAGCUUUCUUGCCCCAACAGUUGCUGGUGUUUUAGCAUAUUACUGGUCACAAAAUGGUGGGAGUAACCAUCCCCUAGUCAAGACUAUUUCCCUUUAUGCCCUCCCACAGUCAGAUUGGAGGGCAGUGGCUUCUUCUAUCAACACAGAAUUCAGGAGGAUUGACAAGUUUGCUACCAGAGCCCCAGGAGCAGAAGUAAUUGUAACAGACACUUGGAUCUGAAAUGACUACAAUUGUUUACACAUUGCCCAACAGCGGGACAUCUAUCUAACAGUGGUGGACUCCAGACAGCAUGAUCUCUUGCCAGAUUCAAAUAUGCCUGCACAGUUCCUCACGAUCCGUGUUGCCAGUGUUAAUCCUAAUGUGAAACACUUUUGAUAUCCGGUAAAUAGAUCAAUUUGGCUGAAUUCAGCAGAAUAUGGGGAGCUGCGAGAGAAGCUUCAUGCUCCCAUUCGUAAUGCUGCUAAUGUAGUAAUUCGUCAGAGCCUCAGUGACUUGUUUCUGGAAACCUUUACAUCUCUGGUAGAGAUGAACCAAACAUACUCUGUUCCAAGCAAUCAGGAGCUAGACCCAUGCAUUGGAUGUAUGCAGACUAACGCAAAUGUCAAGAUUUUGAAAAAUUGUCAAGAACCUAAUGAAGGAGAGUGCCAACAGUGCUACUGUCGUCCUAUGUGGUGCCUUACUUGCAUGGGUAAAUGGUUUGCCAGUCGGCAGGACCAGCAGCAUCCAGAGACGUGGCUUUCAAGUCAUGUGCCUUGUCCAACCUGCCGAGCCAAAUUCUGCAUUUUAGAUGUCUGUGUCAUACGAUAAAUGAAUUUUGAGGCAUUCUUAAAUCUGAAUUCUAAAUUUUAAAUCUGAAUGCACCUCAAAGGUGGAAGUAUGUACCUACUUAUUUAUUACUUUUUAUUUUUUCUUCAUAUGUGUCUUUUUUCCCCCUUUCUGUUUCUUUUUGUUGUGUUUAAACUCAUUUCUAAGUAUGGUAGUAGGAGAGUUGGUUCCACCAGCCUUGAAACAUUUGUACUUCUUCAGUUCUUGGGUAUUACAGGAAAUAGUGAAAUCAUAUUAGUCCUCUACUAGAGAAAUAUGUUAGUGGUGAAUGAUACAUACAGGUUUUUAAAUGUUAAUGUCCUAAAAUGGAUUCUCUAUUAUUUGGUAAAUCAAUCAUUGUGGGAUUUCUACCCUUCUUGGUCUUAACUGAGAAAUCUCCCUGUAUUAAACAAACAAACAAACAAACAAAAAAUCACAAUUCAGAUCCAUUACUGUGUAGGGAAUUCAAUUAUCUGAUAUGUCUAUACAUAGUUUUCUUGUAUUCAGCCUUUUUACAUUGUUUUCUUAUGCUUAAGUAUGUUUUUAAACGUACUGGGUUGUAGCCAGACUAAUUUAGUUGAGCCAUGUUCCAGUAGAAAUCAGUGGGACAUAAAUCAUGGUUAACUUGUCCUGUUGAUUUAAGUAGGCAACACAUAACUGGAAUAGCUGAUCCAAACAAGAGUUGACCCAUUAAGUCAACUGCAGAACAGCUGAACUCAACAUAUCUCUAAAUUCCAUUGAUUCAGUGGGUCUCCUUUGGUUGGGACUUGCAAAUUAUUUAGGCCAAAUUUAAGUUAUUCCACUCAGAAUAAGUGCCAUAGAAUGCAGUGGAAAUUACAGGUAAGUGUUUAUAUUACUGCAGACUUAUUCUGGUUCCAAGUCAAUAACCUUAAGGUCUGUUCUUAACAGUAUUAUAAUGGCGGAAAAUAUUAUUAGCCAUUGUAGUGUUUUUAUGCUCAUUAUUCAAGGUGCAAAUUGACCUUGAAUGCCUCUCAAGCUGAGACAUAAUUCCAAGACAUUAUUCACUGGCAUUUAUCUUUUCCAGGCAAAUGAUGUCCCAGAACUUUAAUUCGCCAUUCAAAGUAUUUUGUUAGAUUACUGUUUUUCCAGCAUUAUUUAAGGCUGUAUCUACACUGAAGAAAUAAUCUAGUUUGACACCAGUUUACCUGCCAAGGUUCAAUGCUAUGGGAUUCUGGGAUUUGUAGUUUUGCGAGACAUUUCACCUUCUCUAUCAGAGAGCUCUGAUGCUACGACAAACUACAGUUGCCAGGAUUCCAUAGCACUGAGCCUUGCCAGUCAAAGUACCGUAGUGUCAAAUUCAAUUAUUUCUGCAGUGUGGAUGCAGCCUAAGACACCAUUAAACAUGUCUUCUAACCUACUGUAUGUAUAAGUCUAGAAAUUUUAGUCAAAAAAUGGACCCUAAAGCCUAGGUUGACAUAUCCACAGGAUAGUGUAAGUACCAUACUCUUAACACUUAGCAAAAAAGGAACCAUCCCCUUUUUUGUGUAGAGUGGUGAAAAGGCAAGAGCUUCCUCUGUCCCAGCAGUAGCUAAAUGAAGCACCAACCCCCUCUCUUCUCCUCUGUGGUGCCAGUUCUGGCCUUUUGAAUGCCUAGGUGGCGGUGGUGGUGGCUCUUUGGCACUUGCCCUCAAACGAGUGCCAAGAAGAAUGGGGCUUUAAAAGAUUUGAACAAGACAUUGUGUCAGCUUUUCUGGAUUAAAACCAGGCAAAGUUAUUGCAUUAAAGUUAAAGAUUAUAAUCACAGUUAAUGUAGGCCCAAAACACACCAGAAAUAUUCCAGUUUGACACAACUUUAACUGCCCUGGCUCAGUGAUAAGGAAUUCUAGGAACUGUAGUUUUGUGAGACAUUUAACCACCCCAGUAAGACUUCUGGUGCCACAAUAAACUACAAUUCCCAGGAUUCGCUAGCACCGAGCCAAGACAGUUAUAAUGGUCUCAAACUGUAUUAUUUCUGCAGUGUGUUUUGACCCUAGUCACCAUUUUCUUUGCUUUGUCUUUUCAUCCUUUUUGAUAUGGGUGUUUUCUUAAUUUUUUUAACUGGGUUUUUAAAACAUUGGUGUAUUAAGCUCACUCUUGUCUGUAUCCAGUUACUGUAUACAAAAUCUUAUUGCUGGUAUUUCCUAUAUUGCUUGUAUAUCUACACUCUACUAAUGUGAAUAAAAUUACACAUUUAUAAGUCCAGAAA
Sceloporus undulatus (fence lizard) is the source of this 3298-nucleotide messenger RNA. RefSeq names its product transmembrane protein 129, E3 ubiquitin ligase (gene TMEM129). The record is from RefSeq and is a predicted model, not a curated record. NCBI's taxonomy places the organism in Eukaryota, Metazoa, Chordata, Lepidosauria, Squamata, Phrynosomatidae. Gene Ontology annotation, molecular function: ubiquitin protein ligase activity. Gene Ontology annotation, cellular component: endoplasmic reticulum; membrane. Gene Ontology annotation, biological process: protein ubiquitination.